GCCCCCCUUGGUGCCAGCAUGGAGGACGGCUACGACAACAGGACUUCCCUGACGAAGGGCGCCAAGGACAUCGCCAGGGAGGCCAAGAAGCACGCGGCCAAGAAGGUCAACAAGGCAGUCAACCUGGCCACCGACGAGUACUCUUCCCACCGCAACUACAGCCGCUUCCAGGACGAGGAGGACGAGGGCGACGACCGCCGGGGCCGCCCGGCGACGGACGGCGGCGGCGGCGGCUACCACGACAACGAGGAUGCCUCCAGCGACAACACGGAGGGCCACGACGACGAGGACGAGAUCUACGAGGGCGAGUACCAGGGGAUCCCCGCCGCCACCGAGGGUAAGGACCGCCAGGGCCAGGUGGCCGUGGGCCAGCCGCUGUCGGACGGCAUGAGGGACCGCAAGGAGCUGGAGGAGGAGAGGAGGGCCGACGAGGAGGAGCUGGCCCAGCAGUACGAGCUCAUCAUCCAGGAGUGCGGCCACGGGAGGUUCCAGUGGCAGCUGUUCCUGGUGCUGGGCCUGGCCCUCAUGUCGGACGGCGUGGAGGUGUUCGUGGUGGGCUUCGUGCUGCCCAGCGCCGAGACGGACAUGUGCGUGCCCAACUCCAGCUCAGGGUGGCUAGGCAGCAUCGUGUACGUGGGGAUGAUGCUGGGAGCCUUCUUCUGGGGGGGCAUGUCAGACAAGGUGGGCCGCAGACAGUGCCUGCUCAUCUGCAUGUCCAUGAACGGCUUCUUCGCCUUCCUGUCCUCCUUCGUCCAAGGCUACGGCGUCUUCCUGCUCUGCCGCAUAGUGGCAGGCUUCGGGUGA
Molecule: messenger RNA, 804 nt
Organism: Hypomesus transpacificus
Lineage: Eukaryota; Metazoa; Chordata; Actinopteri; Osmeriformes; Osmeridae
Gene: sv2ca
Product: synaptic vesicle glycoprotein 2Ca
Exons: 2
Coding region: 19-804 (261 amino acids)
Biological process (GO): transmembrane transport
Molecular function (GO): transmembrane transporter activity
Source: RefSeq, a predicted model, not a curated record